Messenger RNA from Dendroctonus ponderosae (mountain pine beetle), 1450 nucleotides. RefSeq names its product glutaryl-CoA dehydrogenase, mitochondrial. Gene Ontology annotation, molecular function: glutaryl-CoA dehydrogenase activity; flavin adenine dinucleotide binding; fatty-acyl-CoA binding. Gene Ontology annotation, cellular component: mitochondrial inner membrane. The record is from RefSeq and is a predicted model, not a curated record. Lineage: Eukaryota; Metazoa; Arthropoda; Insecta; Coleoptera; Curculionidae. The coding region runs from base 116 to 1399 and encodes 427 amino acids. The transcript has 9 exons. Gene Ontology annotation, biological process: fatty-acyl-CoA biosynthetic process; fatty acid beta-oxidation using acyl-CoA dehydrogenase.
AAAGACGGAUCUGCCUGUUGUUUUUAAAUUUGUUAACUUAUUUUCACAAUCGCCUUUAACCCGGUAAAUACUGCUGUUCAGUCAUCUGCUAAAGUUGAAUAGUGUGGAUUCAGAAAUGGCCUUAAAAACCUUAAAAAAUGUAGAUUCUAAGUGUAUGUUCAAAACAAUGGUCUUCGUGAAAAACAUUCUUCGACGACAAUUGACUAAUAAAUCAGCCACUAAGGCAAUUUUCGACUGGGAAGAUCCACUCAAUUUGGAAUCGAACCUAACCGAAGAAGAAAAAAUUAUUAGAGACCAAUUCCGUACCUACUGCGAAGAAAAAUUGAUGCCCAGAGUUAUUGAGGCAAAUCGACAUGAAAUUUUCCAUAAAGAAAUUAUGACCGAAAUCGGGGAGUUGGGAGUUCUGGGUUGUACCAUCCAAGGCUACAAUUGCGCUGGUGUUUCAAAUGUAGCUUACGGUUUGCUGACUCGUGAGGUAGAAAAAGUGGAUAGCUCCUAUCGUUCAGCUGUGAGUGUACAGUCGUCGCUAGCGAUGGGAGCUAUUUACAUGUAUGGGAGUGAAGAGCAAAAGCAACAAUAUCUACCUGCAAUGGCAAAAGGAGAACUGAUUGGAUGCUUUGGACUAACUGAGCCGAAUCAUGGAAGUGAUAUUGGGGGAAUGGAAACAAGGGGCAAAUAUGAUUCCGCUAGUAAAACUUACACGCUAAAUGGCAGCAAAACUUGGAUAACCAAUUCACCUUUGGCAGACUUGUUGAUAGUCUGGGGCCGAUGCGAAAAUGGCAAAGUUAGAGGUUUUAUCGUCAAUAGAAAAGAGCACGGACACGGAUUGAGCACACCGAAAAUAGAAGGAAAAUUCUCACUAAGAGCAUCAACGACUGGCAUGAUUCUGCUGGACAACGUGAAAGUGCCUGAAGAUCAUUUGCUGCCUAAAGCAGAAGGAAUGAGUGGGCCCUUUGGGUGUUUAAACAACGCUCGCUAUGGAAUAGCAUGGGGCGCUUUAGGCGCCGCUGAAAGUUGUCUGGGAGUGGCAAGGCAAUACACCCUGGAAAGGCACCAGUUUAACCGACCGUUGGCUCAGACUCAACUGAUGCAAAAAAAAUUAGCCGACAUGGUGACGGAAAUCGCAUUAGGCCUGAUUGGUUGCUAUCAAGUGGGUCGACUGAAAGACCAAAAUCUUCACACUCCAGAGAUGAUUUCGCUUUUAAAAAGAAACAAUGCGGGAAAAGCGCUAGAAAUUGCUCGAAUUGCUAGAGAUAUGCUAGGAGGAAAUGGCAUCCAAGAUGAGUACCAUGUAAUUCGGCAUGUAAUGAAUCUGGAAGCUGUUAACACCUAUGAAGGCACGCAUGAUAUCCAUGCUCUGGUUCUGGGCAGAGCCAUUACGGGACUAUCCGCAUUUUAAAUGAAUUAUGUCCUAUAAGUUACUGUUUCCAUAUACAGGCUGUCCCGUAAG